Molecule: messenger RNA, 2811 nt
Organism: Cladocopium goreaui
Lineage: Eukaryota; Dinophyceae; Suessiales; Symbiodiniaceae
Source: the annotation of a GenBank genome assembly
AUGGAGGAGCAAUCCUUCGUGGUGCCACGUGGUGCGGUGCCCUCCCCGUUGAGCCAUGGCGGCCACGGCGGUUUGGCGCUGCCCACAGGGAGCAGCGCCCGACCACUGAAGGCUGGUAGCUUACUGACCAUGGGCGCAGCCUUGGGUGCAACGGCUGGGCUGGUGCAGGGCAGGCAGGGCAGGCAGGGCAGGGGCAGGAAAGCGGUGAAGCGAAACGUGCUGAAGAAGGUGGUGGAAGUGCCCGAAGUGACAGAUGUUGAGAAGGGCUUGGGCCUCACAAACUUCAACCCAGAGAAGCUUGGAAAAGACCUGGAACAGGCAGCAGCGCGCUACACCAAGUCACCUGAAAUCCUGCUGAAGGACCUGGAGAAGCAGGCAGCGCAGCUCAGCAGCUCUGCCUCCAAGAUCUUACCGAAGGAGCUCAAGGACUUGAAGCUUCCCACGGUGGAUGUGCCGCCAGAGCCUGGGACGGUGGAUGGGCUUCCGGAAGGAUAUGGGGAGGAACUGAAGGUUGCUAUCAAGGACCUUACCAGCAAGGUGGAGGCGCUGUUGCCCAAGGAUUUUGCCAAGCUGGCUGUCCACAUGCCACCUGAGUUGGCCGCGCUGCUGGCGCAUCCCGAACAGUUAGAUCCAGUGAAGAUCCCGGCAGGCGUGGGCACCGCCCUUGUGGCGCUGCUGGCGCUGCGUCGUGGGCCUCAGCCCUGGUUGGACGAACUGCCCAGGGACUAUGACUUCGGCCGAAUUCGGAGCUACUGGCAGCGCAGGCCUUUCCAACUGAUCUCCAGGUUCGUGGAGGCUGGUUUGAAGGUUGGAGGCUACACCUUUCAGCUGAAAGUGGAUGAGCUGUUGAACCGCUCUGACGAAAUGCGGCCGCAGCGAGCCGUGGAAGCCAGGGAACUCAUCACGGAUUUGGGGGUGACCUUCAUCAAGAUCGCGCAGGAGUACGAGAAGCUGCUGGAACAGGUCCGUCCCUUUGGCAAAGACUUGGCCUUGGAGACCUUGCGACGUGGGGAGAACGGGCGUCCAGCCAUCGAGCUCUUCUCAGACCUGAGCGUCUUUGACGAACCUGUGGCAUCCGCUUCGGUGGGUCAAGUGUACAAGGCAACCAUGAACGGUAAGCCCGUGGCGGUGAAGGUGCAGCGUCCUGACGUCCGGGAACAGUCGACACUGGACCUCUACGUGAUCCGUACUGCCGGGGCGUUGGGAGCCAUGCUGCCCUUCGACCAGAUCCGACGGCAGUCGCAGCAACUCAUGGAGUUGAUCGACCUGACGGCUCCGACCUUCGUGAAGGAACUGGACUAUGAGAUCGAGGCCUCCAACCAGCGCCGCUUUGCGCAGACGGUGGAGGACUGCGAGCUGAUCCGCGACACCAUCGUGGUACCGGAGAUUUUGUUCGCCAACCGCCACUUGGGCCUGGUGGAGUGGCUGGAUGGCAAGAAGCUGACGGAGCCUGGAGCCGCCUCGGAGCAAGCUGGGCGCGUGGUGAAGCUGCUGCUCAACAGUUACAUGGUUCAGUUCCUGGAAACGGGUUACCUGCAUGGUGACCCGCAUCCUGGAAAUUUCAUCCUCAUGGGUGAUGGGCGGCUGGGUAUCUUGGAUUAUGGGCUCAUGACCGAAAUCACUGCUGACAAGCGCAUGUCCUUCAUCGAGUUCUUGAUGCAUCUGCAAGCAAAAGAAUACCGCAGCUGCUUGUCAGAUCUCAUCAACUUGGAAUUCUUCCCACCAGCCUUGAAGGAGGACAAGGAGGCGCUGGACAUCAUCGUCCCGACCUUGGCCACCACCUUGGCCACCCUCUACGAGGAAGGCGGCGACUUGAAGAAGAAACGCGAGAUGUUCGCCAAGCAGCGCGAGGAAAUGAAACAAGCCGGAAAGUUGGAUGGUUUGCGGGAAAAGUUGCAGGCCAUUUCCAAGAAGUACGCAGGAGCUUUCCGACUGCCUCCCUACUUCACACUGAUCCUGCGCGCCUUCGGGACGUUGGAAGGCUUGGGCUUGAAAUCCGAUGAGAACUUCGCCAUCGUUAAGGAGUGCUUCCCCUACAUCGCGCGACGCUUGAUCGUAGACGACAGCUUCCGAAUGCGGGAGGCGUUGAGGUCAUAUCUCUACAAGGGUCGUUCGCGCAUCGCGGUGUCGCGCAUCGACGAGCUCUCUAGCGGCUUUGGCACCUUCACCAACUUGAUGAAGGGCAGCCGCAGCGAAUCUGCCGCUGCCGGCGGCGUCCGCUUAGACUCUGCCCGCGCCGACGGCCACGACGCGGCGACCGCGGCUGCAACGGCGCCCACGCUGGACUCGGCGUCGAAGGAGAUUGCGGAGGUGGUGUUCUCGCCCCAGGGCAACUUCUUACAAGACCUCCUGAUCGACGAGGGUGUUGCAGCCAUUGACGCGCUGUCCCGCGCCACGCUGUUGCAACUCCUCAGAAAUCUGGGGCCAUUAGCGUUGCCACUGACCCUGCCCUUGAACUUCUUGUUGGGUAGUGGUAACCCACAGCGGAUCUUGAGUAGGGAGGACAAAGAAUCCUUGUUGGUGCUUCGCCGCAUUGUGCAGUUGGUGGAUGCUUCGAGAAGCAACUCUCGGACGGAGGCGGCUGAAAAUGAAACCACUGAUGUGCUGCAGAUGCUUGGCAUUGGACCAGUCCAUAGGACAGUGCAAAGGCUCCAGCGUUUGCAGCCUUUGGCGCAGGGGUUGCUACCCAGCAUCACUCCAGGUGCAGCGAGCUUCGCGCAGCGCUUCGCGCGACAGUUGGCGCGGCGCAUCUUGUUGCGCUUGGCAGAUGAUGUGGAACGCCGCGCCAGCAGCGCACUGAUGAUGAACUGA